Silurus meridionalis is the source of this 1569-nucleotide messenger RNA. It is a transcript of the gene tmem54a, whose product is annotated as transmembrane protein 54a. The record is from RefSeq and is a predicted model, not a curated record. Bases 153 to 884 code for a protein of 243 amino acids. The transcript has 6 exons. Lineage: Eukaryota; Metazoa; Chordata; Actinopteri; Siluriformes; Siluridae.
CUCCGUUCUCAGUAGUUUGUGGGAAGUGUGUUCGUUAAAGCCCGCAGGUAACAGGGUGUGGACCUGGGGAGUACACUGCUACCAAAAAAUGGAUGUUUACACGGUUAUGGAUGACGUAAAUUAAAAAGAAAAGCCGUCUGGAUUUGGUGAAAAUGGGUGUGUGCUGUCGGAGCCUGAAGGACACCAAGGUCCUGAUGAAGAUGGGUUUGGGCCUGGUGCUGGUGGGUCAUGUGACCUUCCUGCUGGGGGCGCUGGUGCAAGGCACGGUGCUGCGCGACGUCAAAGUCACCGCUCAGACCGCCACCAUCGAGUACGCCAUCUCCAACAUCAUCGCCCUGGUCGCCGGCCUCGUGGCGGUAAUUGGCGGGAUAUCGGCCAUCGCGCUGUCGAAAAACAUGAAGAACCAGUCUCUGAAAUGGUUGUUGUUGGUGAUGAGCAUCAUGACCUGCUUUCUGGGCGUGGCCUCAGCCGUCAGCGUCUGCGUCUCCAUGGCGAUGGCCAUACGCAACCACGGCUCAAGCCUUCUGAAGCAGUGCAAGCUGGACGGAGUCGUCGACACGUACAGCGUCACGGACGAGUGUCCCUUCGACCCCACACGCAUUUACGGGACGACACUGACCCUGUGGGUGCUGCUCAUCAUCACGUCGCUGAUGGAGGUGGUGUUCUCCACUCGCUGUUUCUUAGCCUGCAUCAGCUUCCUGCGUCUCCCCUGCCCCUGGAGGAAGAGACCAAAAAAAUCCAGGGUGCGUUUCCGCGUGGCGAAGAACUCCUCUGCCUCCUCUGCCCCCUCGUCCCCUGUCCCGUCCCCGACCGACGAGGCACCUGCAGAGCAGCACGAACUCCUGAACACCGCCUCGCCCACUGAGGAGAACAGCUGGAUGUGAGCUCGAACGCCGUCGCACCUGCAGGCUCCAAGAUAUGGGUUCAUCUCCUACUUCGUGCGUACAUACAGGAGACCUCAAACGCCCCAAUCCUGCAACAGGAACUGCUUUCUUUUUUAUUUCGAAUCAAAUUCGGGAAUUUGGAUCUAUAUGAUAUGGCCAAAAGUAUUGGAACACCUGACUUUUCCCACCCAUAAGCGCUUCUUUGUUUUGGACGUCUUUGAAUGCAUGAAAAAAAUUUUCCCCUUCACUUGAACUAGGAGACCCAAAGCUGCGUGACACAAAGUGCUCAAAUCCAGCUUCAUGAAGAUCUGCUUUACAUAGUUUUGGAGGUGGGGGUUAUUAUUCGAGGUCGACCGAAUCGUUGGUUUUGCCGAUUAAUCAGCACUGAUAUUCGAUUGCUGGAAAUGUCGGUAAAAAAUCCAUGCAGGUUAGUUUUUCCAGGUUGAAUCUGUUUUGGUGAAUGUCUGCUGCUGUAACACAGUACGAGAGUGGCCUCUAGAGGCGAAUCACUGACACCACUUGCUGUUUAUUUCGGGCCUUACUUCAUUCAUGCUAGUUCAUAAUCAUCAUCUUCUUUCGGCUUCUCCCAUUAGGGGGCGCCACAGCGGAUCAUCCGUCUCCAUACCCCCUGUCCUCUACAUCUGCCUCUUUCACACCAACUACCUGCAUGUCUUCCUUCACCACA